Lucilia cuprina (Australian sheep blowfly) is the source of this 1350-nucleotide messenger RNA. RefSeq lists its product as uncharacterized. The record is from RefSeq and is a predicted model, not a curated record. The coding region runs from base 588 to 1127 and encodes 179 amino acids. Lineage: Eukaryota; Metazoa; Arthropoda; Insecta; Diptera; Calliphoridae. Gene Ontology annotation, molecular function: odorant binding. The transcript has 5 exons.
CGAAAACUUGAAAGAGAUGAAUCUAUAAGACAAUGGCAAAAUAGAUGGGAAUCAAGUGGUAGAGAAAGGUGGACCUUUAAGCUAAUACCGAAAAUUGAUGUAUGGCUAAAAAGAAGACAUGGGAAAGUAAACUACUACCUGACACAAUUUCUCUCAGGUCAUGGAGGGUACAGAAGUUACCUGUAUAGAUUCGGUUUGGACAGUAAGCUUUAUCCGGUGGAGAGCAGAAUAAGAUAGAUAGAUAGAUAGAUAGAUAGAUAGAUAGAUAGAUAGAUAGAUAUAUUGAAAGAAAGAUAUUCUAUUAAUUAUUUUAGGUCUUGUUAGAAUAUUGUGACGAUUUCAUAAUCUCCUUUCAAUUUUCUAAGGAUUUUCAGUCAUGAUUGAGUUUCUAAUGGAAAUGACCACAUAUAAACAUUUGACUUUUUCGAGCUAUACAAUAAUAAUUAGAUCUUUAAGAUAACAAAAUGGCUGUCACGCAAAUGUUUAUUUUUAUAUAAAAAAAUAAGAGAUUUCUGUAUAAAUUUGUUAAAUAAAGGUUUUAAAUUUUAAUUGUAAACAUAUAUAACACUCGUAUAUAACUUGACGAAAUGAAAACUAAUUUAAUUAUUAUUUUCACUACAGCAAUAACAUUAAUGUUACCGCAUAUAAAAGCAAAUGUCAAUUGUCAUAAACCGCAUCCGGCAAUAUCUACGGAAACAUGUUGUUCUUUGCCGAAUUUUUAUACGGAGGAAAUCAAAGAAAAAUGUGGUUCAAUUGAAAAUGAAUUUAAAAUGGACAACGGUCGUGAUCAUCACUGCUUUGUAUCUUGUGCCUUAGAAGAAACUGGAAUUUUUACCGAUGGCAAAUUUAUGGAAGAAAUUCUUAACACCUAUUUAAGUACGGCUUUAGAGGACACGCCCGAUAUUAUAGAAACCAUAGGUGAUGCUUUUAAACAUUGUGUUCCCAGCUAUGAAAUUGUUGGCAGGACAAUUAAAUCAAAGGGUCCCUGUGCAUUAUAUCAUGUCUUAAUAAUGGAUUGUGUUUUUAUGAAAACAUUUAAAAAUUGCACAGAUAGUGUUUGGUCAAAUACUGAGGAAUGUAAUGUAGUACGUGAUAUGUGGCAGAAAUGUUUACCAAAUAAUUUUUAAAUGUAAAAUUAAAUUGAGAUAAUAAAUAUUUAGUGUAAAGCAUAGAGCAUAUGAAAUAUCCAAGAAAAUAUUUCCUUUAUUUGAAAUAUGUCAAAAUUUCAAUUUUGGAUCAAAAGUUUUAAAAUUUCAUAUGGGAUUUGCUUUGACAAGUUAUUUGCAAUUUGUUACUCUCUGCCAUUCGCUCAAUUAGAACAACAUAUAAUAAAAUCGUUAAAAAUCUCAU